Cynocephalus volans (Philippine flying lemur) is the source of this 1830-nucleotide messenger RNA. RefSeq names its product establishment of sister chromatid cohesion N-acetyltransferase 2 (gene ESCO2). Bases 1 to 1830 code for a protein of 609 amino acids. Gene Ontology annotation, molecular function: protein-lysine-acetyltransferase activity. The record is from RefSeq and is a predicted model, not a curated record. Lineage: Eukaryota; Metazoa; Chordata; Mammalia; Dermoptera; Cynocephalidae. The transcript has 10 exons. Gene Ontology annotation, biological process: mitotic sister chromatid cohesion. Gene Ontology annotation, cellular component: nucleus; chromatin.
AUGGCAGCUUUUACUCCAAGGAAGAGGAAGCAGCAUUCUUUGAACUGUGACAGUCUAUUAUCAGACAUUCCAUCAAAGAAAUUAAUUUUGGACUUUACUGAAAAUCUGUUUCCAUCACCUGAUAAACAGCACUUUUGUCAAAGCAGUGAUGAAAAUGAAGAAAAGGUGCACUGUUCUCAACAAGACCAUUUAAUUGCAAGUCCACACAAAAUAACUAAAAAAAACAGAUUGUCAUCCACAAAUCAAGGUUCACCCUUUAAAUCUGUUUUGUCCACUGUGUCCUUUUACAACAAAAAUAAGUGGUACCUCAAUCCCCUGGAGAGAAAGCUGAUAAAAGAGAGUAGAUCCACUUGUCUAAAAACUAAUAAUGAAGAUAAAUCUCUUCCCAAUGUGACAGAAAAAAUGCAGGGAAAACCAGUCUGCUCCAAGAAGAGGAACAAAAAGCCGCAGAAGAGUUUAACUGCUAAAUAUCAACCAAAAUAUAAGCACAUCAAGCCUGUAUCAAGGAAUUCUAAAAAUUCCAAGCAAAAUCGAGUGGCCUAUAAGCCAAUUGUGGAGAAAGAGAAUAAUUGUUAUUCAGCUGAAGAUAAUCUGAAUGCUCCUCGGGUUCUAAGCCGAAAAAUAAAACCACAAGUUACACUCCAGGGUGGAGCGGCAUUUUUUGUUAUUAGAAAAAAAUCCUCUCUCAGAAAAUUGUCUCUGGAAAACAAACCACCAUUCACUCAAAAGAAUAAAUCAGAAGUGAUUGAAGAUUCUGAUGUAGAGACUGUUAGUGAAAGAAAAACUUUUGAGACAAGGCAAGUGCCAAAGUGCUUGUUACUAGAAAAGAAAUCGAACACUGAGCUACUGAGUGCCAGAAGUAAAAAUGAAGAGAAAUUAAAGGAUUCAUCAGAUGGAGUAGUUUCUUCAAGUGAAUAUAAACUUGAUAAAAAUGAGCCUUCAGAGGAUUCUUUUUGUGAGAACAAGACAAUUUCAUCCCAGUCCGUUGUCUAUCCCAUCUUCAGUGUAUCUUCAGUCAAUACAAAAAGAUCUCUAGCUGAAGAACAGUCUUCUGUGGGAUCCAUCAUAUGUGCUAACUUCCUGAAACAAAACAAUACACAGAAAAAUACUAAUACCAGAGAUACAAAUAAAGAAACAAAAGACCAACUCAUCAUUAAUGCAGGUCAGAAACAUUUUGGGGCUAUUGUGUGUAGGUCUUGUGGCAUGAUCUAUACUGCUUCCAGCCCUGAAGAUGAAAUGCGGCAUGUUCAGUAUCACCACAGAUUUGUGGAGGGAAUCAAAUAUGCAGGCUGGAAGAAAGAACGUGUAGUAGCAGAGUUUUGGGAUGGGAAAAUCGUCUUGGUCCUGCCAUGCGAUCCAAGUUAUGCUAUCAGAAAGGUAGAAGAUGUCCAAGAACUUGUUGAUAAUGAAUUGGGCUUCCAGCAAGUUGUUCUCAGAUAUCCAAACAAAACCAAAACUUUUCUCUUUAUAUCUGAUGAAAAAAGAGUAGUUGGGUGUUUAAUUGCAGAGCCCAUCAAACAGGCCUUCCGUGUCCUGUCUGAACCAACUGGCCCAGAAUCCCCAAGCUCUAAGGAAUGUAAUAGGGCUUGGCAAUGUUCAAAUGUACCAGAAUCUGCAGUCUGUGGGAUAAGUAGAAUCUGGGUUUUCAGAUUGAAGAGAAGAAAGCGCAUUGCAAGACGACUGGUAGAUACUCUCAGGAAUUGCUUCAUGUUUGGCUGUUUUCUCAGCACUGAUGAAAUAGCAUUUUCUGACCCAACACCAGAUGGCAAGUUAUUUGCAACCAAGUACUGCAACACCCCUAAUUUCCUUGUAUACAAUUUUAAUAGUUAA